AUGCUGGGAUUUAGUCAAAAAUUGGGACUGAAAGUUGACAAAGCUGAUCAACACGUCACGACAACGGUACAUGGACAACCAGCAACGAGUGGGGCCGCCGGGAUCUGCACCUCCCUCCACUUUGACCGCGGCGAUUGGGCGGAGGAGAAGCAGGAGGCCAAGUCUUCCAUUGACAACCUCUUCCUACAGCUCUCAGGGCGCAAACGAUUUCGACUAUUUCGUCUCUAUGCGCGCGGUGCUGCUGACCCUGGGGCUCCGCAUGUCUCGCAGAUCGAAGACACAAGCGCUGGUGCAGAUUUGAUGGAGCGCUUCCCCCGCUUCGCUACCGCCGCGGCACGCAGCUUGGACGUGGAGCUGGGCCCGGGCGACGCGCUGCUGGUGCCGCGCUGGUGGUGGCACGAGACGUACGCGCUGAGCGAUGGCCAUGCGGUGAACUGGUGGUGCGCCAGAUGGGAUGGGGGUUUGAACCACGACCGGUGCAGUGAAGUCCACGUGCAGGGGCUUCGUAGAAGACUUCGAUUUACCUCCGGUAAAUCCAACGUGGCCAUGGAUAUCAAUGGACAUUCACCAGUGGCACAAGUGGCCUACGAGAGGAAGAAGGAGGAGCAGCGUGCCAAAAACGAGGAGUCAGAAGCGAAGACCAUCGGAGCAGAGGCGGACCAGGCUGAAAAUGAACUUCACCAGGUGAAUCAGGAGAUUACCAAACUGAAUGUGGAGAUCUUUCAGGAGCAACAGAAGGCUCAGGCUGCAGAGAAGACGAUGAGGGAGGAGCAGCAGAAGUACCAAGAGGAGCUGAAAACUAAGCAGCUCAGGGAGGAGCAGGUGCAGAAGAUGAUGGCCUUGUUGACCACGAAGGACGAGGCGAUGACCUCCCUGGAAGGUCGCUUCAGUAAGCUUCAGCGGAAGGCAAAAGCGGCCCAACAGCUCUUGGAUAAAGAAGAAAAGAAAGCAGAACUGCAGGAGCAAGCAGCCCAGAAGCAACUGGAAAACGAACGAAAGCAAGCAGAAAAGAUCGAGAAGGAGGAAACCUUGAAACUGCAAAAGGUGAAGCAGCAACUCGAGGAAGAGGCAGAAAAGGCCCGAAAAGCCUUUGAUGAUCAGGUGCAGUUGAUGCGGAAGAGGAAUGAUAAGGAGGUCCAAGAAGAGAAGCAUAAGAUUGAGCAGAAGGUCACGCUCGAGCAGCAUCAAAUCAUGGAGAAGGUUGGAAAGUUGAAGAAGGAGCUGAGCCGCGAGCAGGACAGGGCUAAGAAACAGGCGCUGGAAGCAUCUAAAAAGGAAGACCAACUGAGGCAAAAACUGAAGAAGACUAAGCAGGAGGAGGAUCUGAAGGUGGAGAGGUCCCACCAGAAGAUGCAGGAGCUCGAGUUGAGCCUGGAGAAGCAACGCGAGGUCUCCAAUGAGAAGGUGAACAAAGCCAAGAUGAAACUGCAAAAACUCCAAGAGGAGGUCAUCGGAGAAGAGGAGGCCCUUGGCACCAAGAAGUUGGAGUUGCAGCGGGUCCUGCGGGAGGCCAAGGACAUGGAGUCCAGGGCCAAAACGCAAGAGGCUGCCGAAAGCCAAGAGGAGAAUCUCCUCGAGGCCAAGUUGAAAGCCGCCUCGGUGAUGGAGCACAAAGGCAAGACGGCGUUGCAGAGACAGGCUGAGCAUGAGGCUGCUGAGCUCCAAAAGCUGAUUGUGCAGCAGAAGGAAAUGGAACAGAAGCAGGUCUCUGCCCUGGAAAAGCAGAUCAAGGCGACUCAGGCCAAGUCUCCCAAGUUCCUUUCCGCUUAGGGCGGCCCUCGACCCGACUCGACGCGGGAGG
This is a messenger RNA of Cladocopium goreaui, 1801 nucleotides long. Lineage: Eukaryota; Dinophyceae; Suessiales; Symbiodiniaceae. The record is from the annotation of a GenBank genome assembly.